AUGGCUUUUCUCCUCAACCGAUCAAUUCAAUUUGUACUGCUUUCAAUUAUUUCAAUCGGAUUGUUUUGUAUCGGAGAAAUCAAUGCCGGUUGGGAUGUAAAAUCAGUACUGGGAGGAGGAGGAGGAGACCUUAAGCAGAGAGAAUUUGAUUACUUUAAGCUGUCUAUGCAAUGGCCGGGCACUGUCUGUCGGAACACUAAGCGUUGCUGUUCCUCCAAUGGAUGUUGCCGAGGUUCAAAGGCGCCGGUUGAAUUUACAAUCCAUGGACUCUGGCCUGACUACAAUGAUGGUACUUGGCCUGCAUGUUGUGCUGGUCACAGUUUUGAUGUGAAAGAGAUCUCGACAUUGCUUGAUGUUCUGAACAAGUACUGGCCAUCCUUCAGUUGUAGUUCUGUAUCAAAUUGCCAUGAAAAACAUGGAACUUGUUCCUCUUCAGUUACCAAAGAUGAAUACAGCUAUUUCUUGACGACACUUAAUCUUUAUUUCAAAUAUAAUGUUACGGAAGCUCUGCAAGAAGCUGGAUAUGUAGCAUCAAAUACUGAAAAGUAUCCUGUAGGAGGCAUUAUUUCUGCCAUUCAGAAUGCUUUCCAUGCAACUCCAGAACUUCAAUGCAAAGGUGAUGCUGUGGAGGAACUUCGGUUAUGCUUCUAUAAGGAUUUCAAGCCUCGAGACUGUGCUGCUGAUUCCAACCGCCAAAGCAACAUGGUUUAUUCGAAAAGCUCUUGUCCCAAAUAUGUCAGCUUGCCAGCCCAUGUGUCAUCGAGGCUUGAGAACGCUGGAACUGAAGUUUCCUCUACUCUAAAGUCAUCUAUUUGA
Fraxinus pennsylvanica is the source of this 816-nucleotide messenger RNA. Lineage: Eukaryota; Viridiplantae; Streptophyta; Magnoliopsida; Lamiales; Oleaceae. The record is from the annotation of a GenBank genome assembly.